This is a messenger RNA of Hemiscyllium ocellatum (epaulette shark), 4665 nucleotides long. Its product is annotated as dynamin-1-like protein. The transcript is spliced from 19 exons. Lineage: Eukaryota; Metazoa; Chordata; Chondrichthyes; Orectolobiformes; Hemiscylliidae. Gene Ontology annotation, biological process: mitochondrial fragmentation involved in apoptotic process; mitochondrial fission. Bases 113 to 2293 code for a protein of 726 amino acids. Gene Ontology annotation, molecular function: microtubule binding; GTP binding; GTPase activity. The record is from RefSeq and is a predicted model, not a curated record. Gene Ontology annotation, cellular component: cytoplasm; membrane; mitochondrion.
UUGGCGGCGAGCCCAGGAGGCGGCCGGUUCCUUCCCCUCCCGUGGCCGGCAAUGGUGACAGUUUGAAGUGGGGCAACGGUCAGUCAGUGCGCUCUUCAAUCACUCGGCUGCGAUGGAGGCGCUGAUUCCCGUCAUUAACAAGCUGCAGGAGGUGUUUAACACGGUCGGGGCCGAUAUUAUCCAGCUGCCUCAGAUUGUGGUGGUGGGGACACAGAGCAGCGGAAAAAGCUCAGUACUGGAGAGUCUGGUAGGUAAGGACUUGCUCCCCAGAGGCACUGGUAUUGUCACUCGAAGGCCGUUAAUACUGCAGCUAGUGAAUGUUUCCCCUGAGGACCAGCGGAAAGGAGCAGGCGAUGAUGAUGGAAUUGAUGCAGAAGAAUGGGGAAAAUUUCUUCAUACAAAACACAAGAUCUACACUGACUUUGAUGAAAUAAGGCAAGAAAUAGAAAAUGAGACAGAAAGAGUUUCUGGUGGCAAUAAGGGUAUUAGUAUUGAACCAAUUCACCUCAGGAUCUUCUCACCGCAUGUGGUUAAUUUAACACUUGUCGAUCUUCCUGGAAUGACAAAGGUACCUGUGGGUGAUCAACCCCGAGACAUAGAAGUGCAGAUAAAAGACCUGAUACUACGCUACAUCAGCAAUCCAAACUCAAUCAUCUUAUCUGUCACUGCUGCCAAUACUGACAUGGCAACCUCUGAGUCACUUAAAAUUGCCAGGGAAGCAGAUCCAGAAGGACGGCGAACGCUUGCUGUUAUCACGAAACUGGAUCUUAUGGAUGCUGGCACUGAUGCUAUGGACGUGCUUAUGGGAAGAGUUAUUCCAGUCAAAUUGGGUAUCAUUGGAAUUGUCAGCAGGAGUCAGCUAGACAUCAACAAUAAGAAAACUGUAGCAGAUGCUUUAAAGGAUGAGCAUGCUUUUUUACAGAAGAAAUACCCUUCUCUUGCUAACAGAAAUGGAACCAAGUACUUGGCCAAAACAUUGAAUAGAUUGCUAAUGCACCACAUCCGAGAUUGCUUACCAGAACUUAAGACCAGAAUAAAUGUCCUUGCUGCUCAGUAUCAGUCUUUACUGAACAGCUAUGGUGAACCAGUGGGGGACAAGAGUGCAACAUUGCUGCAGCUCAUCACCAAGUUUGCAGCCGAGUAUUGCCACACAAUUGAGGGAACAGCAAAAUAUAUUGAAACUUCAGAACUUUGUGGUGGAGCACGAAUAUGCUACAUUUUUCAUGAAACUUUCGGACGUACUUUAGAAUCAGUAGAUGCGUUAGGUGGUCUCAACACUAUUGACAUUCUCACUGCAAUUAGAAAUGCCACUGGUCCACGUCCAGCACUUUUUGUCCCUGAAAUCUCUUUUGAGUUGUUAGUGAAACGACAGAUCAAACGCUUGGAGGAGCCCAGUUUAAGAUGUGUUGAAUUGGUCCAUGAGGAAAUGCAGAGGAUUAUACAGCACUGCAGCACAUACAGUACGCAGGAAUUGCUCCGAUUUCCAAAACUCCAUGAUGCCAUAGUCGAGGUUGUGACAUCGUUGUUGCGCAGGAGAUUACCUGUUACUAAUGAUAUGGUCCACAAUCUAGUAGCCAUUGAACUUGCGUACAUCAAUACAAAACACCCUGACUUUGCAGAUGCCUGUGGUGUUUUGAACAGUAACAUAGAGGAGCAAAGGCGUAACCGCUUAGCAAGGGAGCUAGGCUCUGGUCUGCCUCGAGACAAGCCUUCUAAAGCUCCCAGUACUGUGUCUGCCUCUUCCCAGGAGACGUCUGCUGUUGCUUCUGCUGAUUUUGAAGGAAAGGUUUCAGGGAAAGAAGUUCAAAUACAAAAUGGAAAUCCAGAUAAUGUAUCAACUGGCAACUGGAGAGGAAUGUUGAAACCAUCUACUGCAAAGCCAGAAGAAGGAUCUUCUGAAGAAAAACCUAAACAUCCAGGUCCUGGGAGUCCGCAUAGGGGACUAUCAGUAAAUUUCCUUGAUGUGCGUGUUCCUGUCUCACGUAAACUUUCAGCACGGGAGCAACGAGAUUGUGAAGUUAUUGAACGACUCAUCAAAUCCUACUUCCUUAUUGUGAGAAAAAAUAUCCAGGACAGUGUGCCAAAGGCUGUGAUGAAUUUCCUAGUCAAUUAUGUGAAGGAUAAUCUUCAAAGUGAAUUGGUUGGUCAACUCUACAAAUCAAUGCUGCUGGAAGAUCUUCUUACAGAAUCAGAGGAUAUGGCCCAACGCAGGAAGGAGGCUGCAGACAUGCUAAAGGCCUUACAACGAGCUAGUCAGGUUAUUGCAGAAAUACGGGAAACACACCUGUGGUGAACCUUUUGGCAACACAUCCUAGCGUUACCUUGGAUGGAUGCAUCAACUACUUGAAUGCUGCUGAAUUGAAAAGUGCACUGUUCAUUUGCUUACUGUGUAAAAAUGUAUUUAUGAACUUUCAGCUGUGGUACUGUGAAGAAAACUACAGAAAUUCAACAUCGUAAAUGUCAAGCCCUUAAUGUAGUAUUUCUUACUGAGCUUGUGUAAUAUUUGCUUCAUAGUUCUGUGUGGUAGAAAGCACAAUGUAAGUUUAAAUUGGAAAUAGAAAUCUUUGGAAUCACAAAAUCCACUGAUCUUGCCUCCAUUCCAGCUUUUUGAUCUCUCUGCAAUGUUUGCUCAUUACGUUGGCAUUUAAGGUUAUACAGUACAUAAGAGUUUAAAAGAAAUAAUAUUUUGCAUUAGCCAUUUUUGCCUAUAAAUCACAUGAAGUCCCCACGUAAUCUGCAGAAAUGUUCCAUAAGGUGUAUGAGAGAUCUUUUUACUGAUUUCUAGGUGUCCAUUUGUCAAGAGCUCAUGGCCAAGGACCAAAUAUUUACAUGUGAAGAUUUCUUUCUGGUCUGCAUAAGUUGCCAAUUUUUGGAUUUAGUAAAUUCUAGUAUAAUUCUACCAGGUAGUUCAUGAAGCAGGCCAAAUUAUAACAAAAAUGAAGACUUAUGAAUGAGUGAGAACUGUGCUGAGACAGUGAGCAGCACACUAAGGCUUGUCUGAGCAGGAGAUGUUGAAAGCAAGUUAGCAUGAUGACUGAUUCUGAGAGGAAAAAGUAGUAAGUGACAGAAAACCCUUCAGACCUAAUGCAAGUGAAUUAAGGCUGUUAUAUCCCUACUGGGCUGGGUUUGGAUGUUGAAGCGGGGAACUUCUGUGACAAUCAUUUCUGAUUGAAUAUGGUCAUGAUGUAAGAAUUUAUGCUCAUAACUACAUGAAAAGAAAAAUUUGCUGUUCUAUCUAUCAGUGAAGGUAUCACAGGAGAACAAGAAUUAGCUAUACCCUUUUCCCAACUCAAACCAGAAAUAAUUACUCAUACAUUAUUUCUUUUAUGGCUGGCUUCCAGACUUCAGCUCCCAUUCUUAGAUAAUGCAAUACACUUGGUAGAAAUGGCUAUUUCAUCUCUCAAUGCAUUAGGCCUUCACUUACCACUGAGUGCUAAAUGCAUUUACAUUACUAAGUGAUAAAUUUCUAUUUGAUAUUUUGCAAUUUGAUUUAGGACUUUUGAGAAAAACUCUUUUGUUACAAUUUUUUCCCAAUUUCUUUCAUUCUUGCUUCAUCUUUUGAAAAAGAAAUUGUAGUAAAUGUUAGGAGUCAAGAAAUGACCAAUUCCGUUCCAAGCACGAAUAAUGCUGGGAUAGUUCCAGUUUCUACUGGUUGUUAGAAAAACAUAACUAUUUGUGCUGUGUGCUGGACAUGAGCACUUGCAGCAGUGUCAAUUUGUUUAGGAGUACCCACUGGCUUAUUUGAUCUCUUCUGUAGAUAAUCAUUCUAAAAGAAACAACAAAAAUGAUGCAGAAUGCUGACUAACAUAAUAAAAAAGGGAGAAACAUGUAUCAGCUCAUCAUGUUCCAGAAUUGGAUAUAGCUGAUUUCAAUGGAAUGACAUGGAGACUGCCCAUAGUAAAUGGGGAAAAUCUGUUAAUUAGUAAAUGAUCAAAGGUGUUCAAAAAAGAAUUAAAUGUGAUAUGGUUUAUAUCGCUAAAGGGCAAAGGCUGUAUUUACUAUGAAUGCCACAAAGUGGUAGGGGAACCACAUAAAAAUGCAAAACAGCUUCUGGUGCAGAGGACAUUCAUAAAGAACAGCAAAGGGUGCCAAGAUUAAGAGAGCUGCAAGCAGGAAAUAUAAAAAGAAACUUGCAAUAGGAUUUCAAAAUUCGAGCAGAAAAUUUCAAUUUAGGUUCCUUAAUUUGUGAUAUUGUAAGUUAAAAUUUUAAAACGGCAGGUAUGUUUGAAAAAUUACUUUUCAUUGGUAUUUACAGUAAGGAAAGAGAAGAAUACGUCUCAUAACCCAAAGCAACUAACCUGAAAUGGGGAUGCAGAAUAAUUGACAUUUGCAAAUAAAUAUAAUGAAGAAGAUAAAGCUUCAAAGAGGGACAGACUUGCAAGACCAAAUAGCUUCCAUACUAGGAUUUCAAAGCAAGGUGAGAAUUUGCAGAUGCCUUAUUUAUAGUCUCCCAAAAUACUCUUGAGGAACCAUGACUUUAAUUUGGGAAGAUCAUGCAUGUCACUCUCCGAUAGGAGGUGAGAGGCAAAUGUAAGGAAUUCUAGGACAGUUCACUUGAUAUCUAACAGCAUCACAUUUAACACCAGGAAAUGACUAGGGUCUAUAGUUUCGGAUAGGGUGACUGCUUUGAAAUUUUCAGCUGAUCAGAGAGAGCGGGAACAUAGA